Cinara cedri is the source of this 11956-nucleotide messenger RNA. The record is from the annotation of a GenBank genome assembly. Lineage: Eukaryota; Metazoa; Arthropoda; Insecta; Hemiptera; Aphididae.
AUGACUAAAGGGUAUGGAAAAAAGAGCAUCAUGGUGACUCGAGAUAUUUUCAAUUAGCAGUGGAACACGUGUUGAAAUAUUAUUAUAUACACAAUUUUGACAUAUUUAGACUGACAGAGAAAGUGAGCAAAUUGAACAUGACAAAAUUAAACAAAAACCAAAAUUGCCAAAAGAUACAUACCUACCGCACAGGCGCAUCGAGUGCGUGUCUACCGUGGCUUGUCUUCGUGUGGCCUAUACAGUGCCGACGUUUAUAGAAAGCGAUGGCCAAGAAAAUGCCUGUUGUACUGGGUAUACGAUGGAAUUCGAAUAUUGUGCUAUCGUUGUACUAUUAUUGGCUAUAUUAUUAAAUCUGUGCUAAACAAGUGUUCGGACUAAGUAAUCCGAACACCGAAUUACCUAUCCAGAUCCACGUUAUCGCGGUACUGAGGAUUGUUACGAAAUUCGAUUUGUUUAAAAAAUAACAGAAGUCCCGUGGUCGUUCCGUUCGGCCGGUUUUCAAAAUUUGAACGUGCGUUGCAAAUUGUUAAUUUUUUUAAUCCGGAUUAAUCGAACAUUUGUUCAACGAGUGGCAGCGACGUGCGGUAAUAUUGAAAGCUUGGUAAGCGCCAUAAAAAAAAAAAAAAAAAAAAAAACCCAUUACUUAUAAAGGUAAAUUAUUAACUACUAAGGUAAAUAAUAAAAAAAAAGUUUUUUUUUAUAAUGUACAGUACCUAUUUAUAUAAAUGUUUAAUAAUUCACUGACGAGUCUAGCUUUCUUUUUUUUUUUUACAAAAUCAUCGGUAACUUCACAAAUCAAAACGGUUUUUAAAUUAAAACUUCAAUAUGAUUACCUAUCGACCGGAUAAGAUAACGUUAUGUGACGAAAGUGUGCGCCUUGUAUUCGUUUACGACGACGAUAUGUGAGAUUAUUAAACGGUGGACGUUCGGCAUCGGGAAAUACGUGUCUAAAAGCAUUGACAAGCGCCGGACGCGGCGCUUCCAAACGCUGCGUGAAAAUCGCGGUCACCCCGGCCUACCAGGCCCGGCCGUACCUAGACGGUAUACACGGGGGCUAUACGAGCCGGAUGAUCGAAAUCCCGGGCGCCUCUGUCAACACGUAUUGCGUACUUAUAUGACAUUAGCUUAUUAAUUUUCUCACCGAUCGUUAUACAAUUACGAACACGGAUAACGGGGUACGGAUAUUACCGGCGAGAGCGUAUAUCUGAAAUUUAGAAAAAAAAAAAAAACCUAAUUAUACUGACGCAUCGCCUAUCGACACAACGAAUUAAAUGCAUUUGUAUUUCUCCCUUUUCGAAAGGGCAUGCGGCGCCUACCUCGCUUGCCCUGGCCGCGCGGCCGCUGAUAAGUGGUCGUGAACCGUACGCGUUCUCGUUUUCCAAUGACGUUCGCGCCCUCGGGCCUGGCAUCUCUUUUUUUGCACAGCUGUCGGUCAAUUUUUUCUUUUUUUCUUUCGUUACGGAUCUAAUAUAUAUGGAAUAGUUAUGCGUGCAAACGGUUUUCGUCCUCUAUCAAUCGCGUUCGAAACCCGAACGACGAAAACGAAAUGAUCAGUAACAAUUAUAAAAUACAUUACGAGUAUUUUACGGGAUGCUGUUUGUGUGCCUCGUGCAUAUAUUUUACGCCGUCGAUUGUUCAGCAGUGAAACCGUCGCUGCAUACGGCCGAAUGUCCCCGUCACGUCAUUUUCCCCGGCUGCUCGUCGUUCUUUGUCAAAAACACGAUAUUCGAAAACGAUUCGGAAAUUUUAAUUAAAACUCGAAGAUGACGUCGAUUACUGACGCGCCAAACCGCCGCCGGGAAAUUUACCCGCACAACACUAUAUAUGUACACCAACGUUUUCAUAGCAUUGUCUUUGGUUUGACGAUAAAUUUAAAAUUCACGAUGCGCGAUAUUCGUACAAACGAAGUACCAUGUCUGUAGACUAGACGUAAACACGAGUGAUUGUGUACAUUGUACACUGUACUAUGUACAGGGUGUAACACAACGACCUGACACCUGCGAUAACUUUUGUACUGUUCGGUAUCUGUGUACAUAUUUUUUCUUCUCGUAAUAAUUUCAAGAACCUUGCCCUACGGUUACAUAAUUUAAUAUGUUUUACUAUACCGGAAAUACAACACCGGUUUCAUAAACAUAGUUUUAAACAGAAUUAUCGCGUUAAAAAUAUUAACAAACGAUGUUUCUACGAUUUUUCGAAGUUUACAAAAAACCAUUAUGGAAAUUUAUCUGCGUCGACAAAUUGGCGAAUCGAUUGACAUUCUUUAGUAGUGACGAUGAAAACCAUCGUAAACUUCACAGGACUGUAGAAAAUAAACGAUCCGUCAUUUAUCGUAAAUAUUUUUAUCACCGACGUUUUCUUUCCAAUUUUAUAAAUACAUUAAACGGCCAUCUGGAAUUUGGUAAAAACAAGUUUUUAAAAAUUAAAUUUUUUUAUUUUUUGAUUUAACUAUAGAAAAAUAGAGGGAAUCACAGCGCAAAGCUCCAGUAAUUACCGCGUCAAAAAAAAACGAAUAUCAUUUCGGCAUUUGUCAUACAUUUAUCAGUUAUACACACAGUGUACAGUAUCGUCGAGUUUAUGGGAUUCAUGAGAAUCCCAUUCGUCAUUUCGAAUUUCAAAGAUGCUGUAAUAUCGUUUGGACGUGUUCUUUGUGUCCCUAUGCAAACAUGACGUUUUACUACGAAGUGAACGGUUAGUAGUUUUCGACCGAGUAGAUUUGUUUCAAACGAACGAGAUAUUUCUCGUAACAUUAUGUAUACAAUUUUUUUUUUCCUUUUUAAAUCCUUGUACUUUUCUUAAUAACUGAAAAAAAAAAACGGUGAAAUGUACGUACCACAAGAGGUUUCGACAUAAUCGAUUUCCAUUUAGAUUCUGAAGGUACCGCCAGGUAUAUAUUGAUUUUACAGUGAUGUUUAUUUUUUUUUUUAUCUGUGAACAACUUUUCUACCGAAAAUAUUGCUCAGAUUUUCGAUUGUAGCACGGUUUAUGAAAGGAAAUUGGAAAUUUUUUUAGGAAUUUUCAUAAAAAUUUGGAAAACCGGAAAAAACGCAGGAAAAAAGGGAGAAUUUACGAAAUGUAUUAUUUAAAAACAAUUAAUAUUAUGGCCUUACAACACACGUAUAACCGAACUCCGCUCAGAAUCUUUUUUCAUUAGCAAUAGUUAAUCGUGACGUACAUAUACACAUUAAAUUUUCAAUCUACCUUCCAACUGCUCACCUACAACGUUGACCCACCCAUCGUACGAAGUAUGUUCGUUUGUUUUUUCUCUUUGCGAUUGACUAAAAAAUACUCGUAGGGAUCGCUGACGUUUUCACCGAAUAUUUGUAUAAUUUAAAAAGAAUAUUUCGUACGUUUUUGAGUUAUUUGAAAAUUAUAUCAACCUAUGAGAAUAUAAAUAUUUGAAAAUUCGACUCAAGAGAUGUUCGCCAUAUUUUUAUUAUGUUGAUUUCGGCUACUAGGGAAAAAAUACGACUAAUAAUACAUUGCUCAGAAUUGUUUUCCAUUAGCUGUGGUUUAUCGUUGCAUACAGAUAUAAAUUAAAUUAUUCUAUACAUUCUCUAUUUCAAAUUUCAUUCUAAAAUAUCGGCACAUUCAUCAGCAGUAUCAGUAUCAGCAUUCUAACAAAUAUUUGAAGAACGCAUUGUGUAAUUAAAAACCGACCUCUGGUUUUUAUCCGAGGCGAAUUCAUUUUGAGAGUAACAAUAAAACACACAAACUCCGUUAUUCAAAAGACACAAGAAUCUCACGUGCUUAAAAUUUAAUGUUUAGAUUUGCUUCAUUUUUUUUUUUUUUUCGGUAAAAAAGCCAGGUACACAAUACACAUUGACCGGUAGUUGUCCUGAAUGGAAUGGCUAGUAAAUCAUUUUGAAACGUUAAAAAUCUUUUCGAUAUUUAGAAAAAAAAAAAAUACUCUCCGAAUCCCCGCGUUAACUGUUACGACCACGACGACUAUUUUAAGUAAUAAUAAUAUAGACAUUUUUCGGUUUUGGCGCACGCAAGUCCGUCGCCUUGAUGAUGGUAUAUAGUCGAAAAGUGGCUUACGCGCAUUAUUACUCGUAUUUCUUCCUUCCUCUCCCCUCAUCACUCCUCGGCACCCCGUAUCAUUUUUCGUCCUUUCGCAUUUUUUUUUUCUUCUUCUCUUAUAAAAUCCCUUUUUGGCCCGCCUCUGCGGCGUCACCGACACAAUAUAAUGCGCGCCUCUUGACGUACUUUUUCAUCACCAUUAUACAGCGUAUAUCUAUAUAUAUAAAUACGAGUAUAUAACAGUGUAUAACUAGUACACGAUACUUUAAUAUUUUCUCGUUUUUAAAUAAAAAUCUACGUUCGGCACCGCGGCGAAAACGACAACGGUAUAAUAUAAACGCCCGCGUGCAGCUGCUGUUUUUCGGGACUCCGUAAUUCGGUCUAAAUUCGUUUUUCGGAUCCAUCCCGACGGCGUCACCCGCGUGAAUUAGUUUUCCGUUCGACCGACAGUAGUUGCGAAUACGGGUUACACUCACUUCUCCCCGGGCGCUAGGGACAAAAAAUACAAUGGCAGACGAAAUCGAGAUUUAGGUAAUACUUACAACUUUUCGCAACUGAUUCGGGUUGUCGACCGUGAGCUAUCCUCGUCGUCUUAGCCCUACUCACGAUUUGUGACUACCGGAGUUUACACUUAUCACUAAACUAGGCGCGUGUAUAAAAAUACACCAUAAAACUUUCACGAUUCCCGAUUUGCAGUAUACGAGUACACGGAGGAAAUAAAUCCGGUCUUUAAACCGGUUUCUAAAUUAACUACAGGUUACAUCGGAAAAUUUACACGAACGAAACCGAAUUUAUCAUUUCAAGGAUCAUUUCAUUAUCACGGAUAUUCGUAUUUAACCGACGCGCAUUACCGGAUUUAAUACGUGUGACCUAAACACUCCAAGACGAGACCUACGCGCAGUGACGGCGUUAGCUGAAUUGCGUCCCGUUUGUUGAAAAUUAAGCGAAUCGCGUCCUUAAUACUAUGAUGUAAUAAUCUCUCUGGAACACCCACUUACCAAUAUUGUACACGUAUAGAGGUUAUUCGGGCGGAUUAAACACGGAAAACGAAAAAAUAAAGACCGGAAGAGAAAAAAAUAAUAUGCAAUACAGAGUAGGUAUGUACGAGCGCCGCGAUACACAAAACGUGAAGUUUUACUGACGCGUUAAUGCGCUCUUGAAACGUAAUGUCGCCGACACAAUGGCCGUCAAAAACACUGUAGUCGGAGUUUGAAAAUUCCCACAGCCAAUUACAUCGCGUCUCGUCGUCGCGGUCGUAGUCCGGAUAACAUCUUUUUUUCGCUCAUAAAAAAAAUAAAAAAAAAUAAUAAUCAUAAUAAAAGAAAAACACAUUUCACGGACCUAAAAAAAAAUAUUAAUAAUUAAUGAAUUAAAAAUGACGACGGCUACUCUCGUCGCAAUACCGUUUUGCUGUGUAUAUAUAGGUAUACGCGAUUUUUUUUUAAAACUACCAUGUUUCGCAUACCGAUUCUGUAAGAAAUGAUCGAUGGUAUUUAAAUACCAGUACGUCCUUACAAUAUUAAAAUGUCGUCGAAAUAAACGGAUCGAUUCCUAUACGUUUUGUAUCGAAUACAACAAAAACACCUAUAGCAGCAGAAAUCCGUUGCUAGUUUUGUAUUUUCCACCGCUUAUUUCUUUACUAGUGAAAUAUUUUUUGCAACACAAUUAAAAAACCAAAAAUUAUUAUAAAACAACCAAAAAAAUUACUAAACAUUAUACAAAUUUCAAAAAAAAAAAAGGAUAUUCGGAACGGGGGUCGAAAUUUUAAAUUUAUUAACAAAACGAUUCUCGCGUUCGAGCUUAUUUGGUCUAUGGGGAGCCACUGAAAAUUUCUAAAAGUCGGCAUAAUAAUGUCAGAUAGUCACUAUUAACUGAGAAAAAUUUUACAAGAAUUAAAACAAUUCAAACGAAGUAGUACGGAAUUUUUCCCUAAAUCGUUGAAUUUUUUUCAACAUCAUAAUAUAACAAAGAAAUAAAUUCGUUAUGUUAUCUAAUGAAGCAAUUUGCGUAUUCGCGUGAUUAAUAAAAGUGUAUUGCAAAAUCACCUGAAUUAAGUGGCCGAAAAACGAACCUUAUUGAAAUUGUUCAACGAUACUUUCAAUACGAAAUUCGUCCGAUUUUUAUUUCUUACAUUUGUAUUGUACAAGCGAAAAUACACAUUUCGAAAGAAUUACACGGCCGUAUUAUAAUGACAAUUAAUAACUUAUAAAUUCCUUAUAUAUAAUUUACGAUUGGAAAUGUCGAGGUUCUUUGGGUAUAAAAAUAUGACACAGCGUCCCACGAAGAUUCGACAAAUACAAUAACUUUUGUUCCGUCUGAUACGUUGACAUUUUUUGUUUUAUAAUAAUUACUGAAACCUUGCGCUAUGUUUUUAUUUUAUAUUAUUUAUUUAUUUUUUUUUUUCAUAUCGUUUUAAAACUAAAAAAAAAAACAAUUGUAUUUUUUUCACAAAAUCGACAACCCCCAUUUCACGAAUACGUACGUAAUUUCGAAUAAAAAACGUCCAUGUCAAAAAUAUUUACCGAGGACGUGAAUCCAAUGAAACGUUUACGCGACUUUUCGACGUUCUCGAAAUUCAUUAAUAAAAUAUUAUUUUCGAUUCGCCGACAAAAAUCGGCGAAUAAGAUCAAAACGGUUUGAUUUUCGAACAGAACGAAAGUUAUGGCGUUUGUCGAGUUUUACUCCGAGCAUUACGAAAACGAUAAAAACAAAAAGGAAAAAAACAACGAUUACACCGUAUUACUUUCAUUAUUAUUACGUUCGUGAUAGAUUAUGUACAAUAUAAUACAAUUAAUAUUCGCGAUGGAGGAUUCGUUUUCGUACAAUCAAUCGAUACAGAAAGAAAACAAACUUGUAAAUCUCUUGCAUGUCUCCAGCGGGCAUUUAAUACGAGAAAACUCGGACGGUUCCCGAGAAAACUGUACAGAAAGGCACUCACACUCGCACAAAGGAUAUAAAUUAAAGGAGAGAGUAAUUCAUUGACUAUGGGUUUUCCAGUAUUGUGCAUAAUUUUUUUUUAUUUUUUUAUCUAUCGCAGUUGUUGGAAACUGCGAUAUUACGGCUUUUUAUAAAGUGAAAAUUAUAUUGCAUUUUCUCUGAUAUAAUAAUCAUAAUUUUAAAAAAAAAACGGUAUCGCCGAUUUAAAACGAUAUAAAUAGAGAGUUGCAAUUUCCAGAAACAUCAGUUUUAUCUCCGGUUAGUAUUCUGCCUUUCACUCGUACGAAAUAUCCGAACGCGUAAAACACAUUUUUCAGUUUCUCAUUCAAUAAUAUAUUCCAGAAAAAUAUUAUAACACAAAACAAACGAAGAAAUGGCGAAAACUAACGGUAAAACGAUUUCCGGUUUGUUUUAUUUCUAUUUGUAUUAUUUGUUUGACGAAUUAUAACGACAUGUCUUUAUUCAACAGCAAGAGCAUUUCCAAAACAAUUUCUACUCGGCACGGCCACGUCGGCUUUCCAAGUGGAAGGAACAUGGGACGAAGGUGCGUAAUAUACGAUUAUGCAUUAACAAUUAAUAUCGAAACGGCGUUUUUUUUUUAAUGGAAAUCAGAUACAUUCGAAACGAAAAUCGGCGCAAUAUUUUGAUUGAAAAAAAAAAAAAAUUUUUAAUUCCGAGUGUAGCGAAGAAGCUAUAUUUAAUACAGUUUUAUUAACACGUAUGUUUUAUUUUUCUCAGAAAACGAUUCAUCCGGUAAAAACGUUUCGGUUAUUUUUUACGUCGGACAUUAAAUGACGCGAAAUGUUUUCUAAAUUUCCUACUUGAUCUGUAAAAAUUUAAAAAAACCCCGACACCUAAUGACGUAACAUAAGGAUUUUACAUCUGUUUAUUUCCGGGUUAUAUAUAUAUAUAUAUGAGAGAAAAAAACGCGACUAAUUUUGUUUUAUCUUGCCACAAGAUUACCGAGCCAUUAAAAAAUCCUACGAUAUCCCGUUAUAUAAUUUUAGAUUAUGAGCAUAUUGAGGGAUCUAAACCUAACUAUGUAUAAUAUAACGUAUAGAGAAAAUCAUAAAAUCGCAUUUUGAAAUCUAAAAUUAAAAUUUUCGGAAUUCGAGAAGGGAAAUACGGAUUUAAGAAUAAUCCAUAUUUAUAUCACGUCACUAACGGCAAUACACACGCAUCCGUACGGGCACUACAAAACGUAUUACUGUAGCAAACAAUGGGCUUUCGGUGUGUCGGUGUCUGUUUAUAUGUAAUCUAUAAAUAUUAAGUUGGUCCAGAGAAACUCAAUGAAAAAAUUCGAAUUUCGUGAACAUGUUGACUCGAUAACUCAACCCCUCCCCGUGCCAAAAAAACGGUUAAAACACAAAACUUCCACCGAUCGAAACAAAAAUGUUAAUUAAACUAAUAUCGGUAAUAAUUGGUGCAUGUCUGUCGUUACCGACUGUCGUCACUGUAAACUGGACGACGUUUUUGUUUAUCGUUCCGAGCCACACAAGUGUGAAUCGGGUUUUAGAGUGACAUGGGUGUCCGGCCUAUUUUUUUUUUUUUUUAGGAAAAUCGCCGUCGAUGUGGGACGAUCACUAUCACAAUAUCGGAGCGAAAAAGACGAACAAAUACUACUUGGAUAUGCCGUCGUCGCUUUACGAUCAAUACAAGGCCAAAGGUGGGCAACCGAGACUGGUGGACGAGUACAAAGGAAUGCCGGUGCACGAAAUUUCGGCGACAAAAAUCAUCGAUGAAAGUUACUCCGACUAUAACGGAGAUGUUGCCGCGGACGCAUACCAUAAAACGGAUACGGACGUUGCGCUUCUCAAAGAAUUGGGGGUGAGUUUUCGACGACAAACCGUUAAAAAAUCGUGAAAAUGAAAGAAUUGUACAUUUGGUUUUUUUUUUUUUUUAAUAAUAUUAUGCAGGUGAAUAUUUAUCGGUUUUCGAUAUGUCCGAUCAGAAUAGUUCCGGGCAUACAUGGCAACGCACGGGGACAAGAGGGACUGGACUAUUACAACAGAUUAAUCGACAAAUUAAUCGAAAACGGAAUUACGCCUGUGGUACGUAAAAGUGGUUGCAUCGCUAGACAAAAAUGUUUUUGAAUAAUUUUUAUUUUAUUAUAUUUGUUUUUUACCGACACACGAAAAUACACAGCACCAUUUUAUACUAUUCUACUAUUCUAUAAUCGUAAUAAUAUAUUAAUUCUCUACAGGGUGUUACACAAAUAUCUGACACCUCGAAUAACUUUCGUUUUUUUCGAUGUUAUUAAGUUUGUGUUACCCCGCAAAAAUUUCUAAAAUCUUGCGCUACGAUUUCUUGUUUUAAAUUUUGUAGAAAAGGCUAUUAAAACGGAAAUCCGGCGUUGCAAAUAUUUGCUAGUGAAGAAACGAUAAUUCUAUAAUAUUCUACAUGUUUUGAAGUUUACAACAUUCAUUAAUUGUUUUUCAUGGACGAAUUGGCGAAUCAUUGAUAUCAUUUAGUAGUGUCAAUGAAAUCAAUUCUAAAUAUCAUAGAUUUCAAAAAUGUUCAAAAAACUAACGUGUUUAAAUACGAAAAAAAAAAAAAGAAAGAAAUUACGAAUCAAUUAUAAUUAAUCAUAUGUAAAUUACAUUAAAAACGACAUUACUACGACAGCUCAGCGAAAACAAAUAUUUUCGGAGGACAUUUACACCCGUAUACCGAAAAGCUUUUCGAAGCGUACGCCAGACUGUGUUUCAAUACGUUCGGCGAUCGAGUAAGUUUCCGUCAACUAAAUAAUGUAACAACAAUCAAUGGAGUGCUCGUCGGGUUGUAGGUUAGGAGUAUUACAACUUCACCAGUUGACAUACGUAUACAAAUACUAUUAACGUUUAUUUGGAAAUGUAAUUGGGAAAAGUAUAUUGUUUCGGUCAAUUCACCAGGAAAAGUCCAAUGUUAUGGUAAAACGAAUUGGCUUUUUUGGUUCCCUAUUUUAAAAUUCCUAUAGUCCGGUUCGGCAGAAAGAAAAAUUCUACGAUAUAUCUAUUCGUGAUGACAUCCAUCCUUUUAAUCGAAUAACCGUGCUAUUUAUUAUAAAAAAUACAACGAAUAUUUGUCAUGUACGAUCGAAUAAUGAGCAACAUUAUGAAACGCCCGCGUUUAGGUGAAACUCUGGACAACCGUUGCCGACCUACAAGUGAUUGCCGAGGGAUUCGGUUCCGAGCAUUUUAUACCCGGAUUUCAGGAACACUAGUUCAGUGGAUUUCUAGAUUACAUAGCGUUGAAAACCAUGUUGAUAGCCGCAGCCGAAAUUUGGAAAGCGUACAACCUCGAGUUUAAGGAAAAGCAAAAAGGUAUAAAUUUAAUAUAAAAAAAAUAUUUUGCGUCAUAACCAAAAAAAAAAAAAAACGGGGACAAAUUUUUAAAAAAACUGUUCGCGUUUUACGAAAAUAAAAAAAAAAACAAAAACAUAUUGUUAUGAUCGUCGUGUAGGAGAAUGUAGCAUCACUAUCGAAGGAUCGUGGUUUUAUCCCGAAGACCCGACCGACCCGGAACAUCAGAGAAUAGCAGAACUCGCGCGUUUGUCGACCGUACGUGAACCUUUUACAUAAUAAUUUAGUUUAAUACAUACUUCAAUCAGUUAUCAAAUGUGAUUAAAUUCGUAGUAAUUGAUGUGAUAUAAAAAGAUAUAUAAAUUUCAGUUCGGUAUGGUAGCACACGCUCUAGCUAAUGGAGAGUACCCUCCGGAAGUCACGGCGGCCGUCGAUGAAAAUAGCUAAAGAGAAGGGUUUAAAGCGGAUCGUCUGAAAAAAUAUUCGGACGACGACUAAAAAAAUGUUAUUGGUAUACAAUUUAAUAAUACGAUUGAAAAAUCUUAAGGAAUCUAAUAGCAAAUAAUAAACGUACUGUUUAAAGAAAAAUGUCUCAUUAAUUUAAGUAUAAUUUUUUUUUUUUUUUUAACGGAAAUAUUUUUUUUCACUGAAUUUCAAAUUGGUGCAUACUCAUUAUAAUAACUCAUUUAGGUACACUUAAAAAUGUAGUUCUUAUAAAAAAUUUAAUAAACAAACACUAAUACAAGAACACUCAGAUUUUAUAAUAGUGCAGGCGAUCUCUUAAAACCAAUAAACGUGUAAAAGUAUGUGAACCCGAAAAUGACUAUUAUAUUCCCCGACACGUAGGAUCGUACGAUAUCAUUGUAUUCAAUUACUACAACAGUGAAAAAGUGAGACCAUUGACCGCAGAUGAAAUGGCUAAUGAAUCGAAUCGUAAGAGAAGGGAUCGAGGUUAUUUCAUGUCGUUCAAUAACACAACUCCAGCCGAAGUACAUACUUUAUUGUAUUUAAAUUUUAAACUAACAAAUCUAACUCUGAUAUAUUCUCGAAUUUAUUGUCGAUUUUAAUUAUUCUAGACAUACGAGGGAUUUUUAAAUUGCCUGAAAUAUAUCGACCAAGUAUUGAAUCAUCCGAAAAUUUUCAUCGGAGAAAACGGAUUUCCCGAGGACGAAGGAUGUGAUAACAGUGUCCAAAAAAUAGCUUAUCAUAAAGUAAGUAAAAUAUAUUAUUUAUUCGUUUAAUUGAAAUGGUCAUAUGUCUACAGCAAAAAAAAAAAAAAAAUCGCCGCUUUAACAAUUGUUUAGAUCAUAUUUAUUCUAAGUGAAUACUGAACAUUAUAUUAUUUUUUCAGGGAAUUUUGAACAAACUUCUAGAAGCAAUUGAUCAAAACAUCAACGUGUUUGGGUACUGUGUCUGGUCGUUCAUCGAUACUCUAGAAUUCGGAUUCGGCUAUCNUUGUAUUUAUUUAUCGGGUUUACUUAAUUUUAUCGUCUAAUUUUAGGAAGAAACAUGGAAUUUACGCCGUAGACUUCGACGAUGAGUCAAGGCCGAGGACGAAGAAAAAGAGUUUUUCGUUUUUCCAAAAGUUAUUCAAGACAAAGAUUUUGGAAAUCGAAAAUUAAAUUUAUUCGAAAUAUAGACGUAGUGAAAUUAUUAAAAAAAAAAGGGAAAAAUAACAACUUUACAUAGUUCAUAAAAUAGUUUUGAUUAGACAUAUU